Molecule: messenger RNA, 1370 nt
Organism: Archocentrus centrarchus (flier cichlid)
Lineage: Eukaryota; Metazoa; Chordata; Actinopteri; Cichliformes; Cichlidae
Product: delta-type opioid receptor
Exons: 1
Coding region: 311-1354 (347 amino acids)
Biological process (GO): positive regulation of cytosolic calcium ion concentration; immune response; G protein-coupled receptor signaling pathway
Cellular component (GO): external side of plasma membrane; membrane
Molecular function (GO): C-C chemokine receptor activity; C-C chemokine binding
Source: RefSeq, a predicted model, not a curated record
UACAUUUCUUCAAUCAGCUCAGAAACUGUAAGAGACACAAGUGUGAAAGACUUUGGAAGUGCCCAGAUAUAGUCAAGUCUGUUUCUUCUUGAGCAAACGAGGCAAACGGUUUUGUUUCUCUUUUCCUGGGAUCUUAUCUGUUUAACUAAUUACUAUCAUCAUGAAAGCGCUAACUGCCUCGAUGGAGUCGGGGUUUUUUUGAGACGUGAACUGGAGCCAACAGCUGUAUUACCCAGAGACUACAUGAACAACCAGUUCUGCUGCUAUUAGAUAUUAGAUUAAUUGCUUCGUAGACUUACGGUGGGGUUGUAUGGAGAGUUUGGGGCAGCAGAUCAACAGAAGCGACCUGGGCAAAAUGAAUGUUGCAGAUGAUGUUUUGUUUAAAUGUUUAAUUCCCAUCCUGGAUGGGCUGAUUCUGUUGACUGGCCUCAUAGGGCAAACUCUGAUUAUCACCAUUCUCACUGGGAGGAGGAAGAGGAGGAAACAAAGUCAACCCCCGCAUGGUACAGACAUCCUGCUUCUGGCUCUGAGUGCUGCUGACCUGCUGCUGUUACUUUGCCUGCCCUUCCACACCUCUGCUAUCGCCCUGGGCUUCUGGCCUUUUGGCAGGUUCUUGUGCAAAGCCAUCAGCUUCUUGGGCGUGGCCUGCUCAGCUGCCUCCGUAUUUACCAUGGCAGCUUUGGCUGUGACUCGUUACCUUACAGUGGUACACCCCACCUGGGCCUUCCGUUUGAGAAUGCACAGACGCAUUAAAUUGAUAGUAGUUCUGCUCUGGGUCCCUGCCUCAGCUUUGGCAGCACCACAAUUUGCUUUUCGCACAAUCGCCGUGUCCAGUGUUGUACAUUGCUUUGCCUUCCUGUCUGACUUCAGCCAGCUGGUCUACAGCAUCGCCCUCUUCCUGUUCGGCUUUGCUCUUCCGCUAGGCAUCAUUAUAUCAAUGUAUGGAAAGAUUUACUGUUUUCUUCGACAUACACGGCAGUUGGGGAAUGCCCCCCAGCUAGAACGCUACCAGAGACAAGUCACUCACACUUCAGCUCUACUGGUCCUCCUCUUCACCAUCCUGUGGCUGCCCUCCUAUGCCCUCAUGUUCUCCUUAGUUGGAGGAAGUCUAAGAGGCUCACCUGGCUACAACACAUUUGCCAUCGUGGCCAGGCUGCUGGCAUCCUCAGUGGCUGUGGUAAACCCCAUACUGUACGGCUUCAUGUCUCAGAAGUUUAGACGAGACCUACAAGAGCUUGGAAGAAGGCACUGGGCACGGUGCAGAAACUGUCUGAUUAGUUGCACUUAUGCAAUCGGCAGAGACAUGGUACGGCCUUUUGAGGAUGACACAACCUCAGAGAGAGGCCAAAACUGACCCUUUUAGAAGGAGA